CUCAACAUCGAAAAAGUAAACAAAAAGAUCCAGUGCAUCCAAAAAUUAAGCAUAAUCAAGCAAAAUGAUGGCAGAUAAGAAACAAAACGACAACAAGAAUGAGAAGAAACGAAAGGAAAGCAUUCUAGACUUGUCAAAAUACCUGGAAAAGCAGAUCCGUGUCAAAUUUGCCGGUGGUCGUGAAUGCUCAGGAGUGUUGAAAGGCUUUGAUCCACUGCUUAAUUUGGUCCUCGACAAUACUACAGAAUAUUUGAGAGAUCCAGAUGAGCCAUACAAGUUUUCUGAAGACAAUAGAAGUCUCGGACUUGUCGUUUGCAGAGGAACCUCCGUUGUAUUGAUAUGCCCACAAGACGGAAUGGAAAGCAUCUCUAAUCCUUUCGUAUCACAAGAUUAAAAUCAUGUUUAAUUAACUUUAAGUAAUUAACAUUCUUUAUUGCGAUAAUUUUCAUCUUAUAAGGUAAUAAAUAAGUAAAUAAGGAAGUAAUAUUUUUCUCAAAAACAUAAAGCUUUAAUCUAGUCCUAGUUCAUUUCUGAU
Messenger RNA from Chironomus riparius, 535 nucleotides. The record is from the annotation of a GenBank genome assembly. Lineage: Eukaryota; Metazoa; Arthropoda; Insecta; Diptera; Chironomidae.